Molecule: messenger RNA, 2008 nt
Organism: Protopterus annectens (West African lungfish)
Lineage: Eukaryota; Metazoa; Chordata; Ceratodontiformes; Protopteridae
Product: guanine nucleotide-binding protein subunit alpha-11-like
Exons: 7
Coding region: 573-1709 (378 amino acids)
Biological process (GO): adenylate cyclase-modulating G protein-coupled receptor signaling pathway; phospholipase C-activating dopamine receptor signaling pathway; action potential
Cellular component (GO): heterotrimeric G-protein complex
Molecular function (GO): guanyl nucleotide binding; G protein-coupled receptor binding; GTPase activity
Source: RefSeq, a predicted model, not a curated record
UUGACUGUAUUGUCUUUACAAAUGCGUGUAAAGAGAAAGAGCUUUUUCAAAUCAUUUAACAGCACAAAGUCCAGAGUGCUGGCUGUGACACAGGAACAGCUGGAAGAUGGAUUUUCGUUUAUUUACUGCACUUAAUAACACUGCUUUUGUGAUAUUACAUUAAACUAGUUUUGAAGGAGAGGUCUGCAUCUAUGGUGAAGUUCCUCACUAGUUUGAUUUGACUGCUUUUAUCUCUGGAAUUUAAUGUUUAACAUUCAUAUUAUAAAUCAAUUUCCUUCUCUGGAUGUAGACUAUUUUUAUGGAGCUUUACGGCAUCUGGCAAUGGAUUUAGCCUGCGGACACCAUCUGAACAGAUUUACAAGAAAGCUUUAAGUGUGCUGGCAACGUACCCAUCUGAUUUAAAAAAAGAGAAAUAUCUGAGCUGAUAUUUCUAUACUCAAUGACAGCACCCAAGGCCACUACUUUUCCUGUGUGCUUGUAUAUCUACAACAAAGCUUGUUACUGAAAAAUAUAAGGAUUUUCUUGCUAACUGCAGGAGUGCUUGGGGUUUAAAAGACUAAGGUGUACCAGCAAUGACACAAAAGUACUACUGCUGCUACUGUUGCAUUGGUUGCAAUUGUUUCCUGUCUGAUGAAGAGAAACUUGCAAUUAAAAUAGACAAAGAAAUCAGUAAAAUCCUGCAGGAUCAGAAGAAAAUAAACAGAAGGGAACUCAAGCUGCUACUUUUGGGAACAGGAGAAAGUGGGAAGAGCACCUUUAUCAAGCAGAUGCGGAUCCUUCAUGGUCAAGGUUACUCAGAAUCAGACAGGAAAGACUUCUGCAGACUCGUCUAUCUUAACAUCUUCACUGCAAUGCAAAGUUUGAUCCAGGCCAUGGAAACUUUGAAUAUCCAUUACAGUACUGAGGAGAAUAAGCACCUUGCAAACUUAAUUUCAGAUGUGGAAGUAAAUACGAUACUUGUACUGGACAAGCAGUACACAAAAGCCAUCAAAGAUCUCUGGGCAGAUGAUGGAAUCAAAAAGUGCUAUGACCGGCGGAAUGAAUUUCAUUUGUUGGACUCAGCAGCUUACCUCUUCACAGAACUUGAUCGUAUUGCUGCUGACAGAUAUGUUCCAACAGAGCAAGAUGUCUUAAGGGUGAGGGUUCCCACCACUGGGAUCAAUGAAUACUCCUUCACCGUGGAAGGCAUGCAUCUAAGGAUUGUGGAUGUUGGUGGUCAGAAAUCUGAACGUAAAAAGUGGAUUCACUGUUUUGAGAAUGUUACUUCCUUAAUAUUUUUGGCCUCGCUCAGUGAAUAUGAUCAACGCCUUGAAGAAACGAGCACAGAGAACCGAAUGAAGGAAAGCAUUGCCUUGUUUCACACAAUUCUUGAUUGUAAAUGGUUUAACAACACUUCUAUCAUCCUCUUCCUAAACAAAACAGACAUCCUGGAGGAAAAGGUUAAAACAUCCAAUGUGGCAAACUACUUUCCUGAGUUCAGAGGCCCUGCUAAAAAUGCUAAAGCCGCAAUGGAUUUUAUUUCUGAACUGUAUGAAAAAGUAUACAGAAGGGUUAGUGACAAAAAGAAAACAAUGAAUGAAAAUGAAACAAAACGAUUACUUUUCCGGCAUUUCACCUGUGCUACUGAAACAGAAAACAUUAAUAAAGUCUUCAGGAAUGUGAAAAAUACUGUUCUUGUGAAACAUCUGCAAGACAUUGAAAUUCUUUAAUGAGGUUAGAUAUGAGCCUCAGAACUCCUUGCAUCAUAACAGUUUAAAAUGAGGCAGGGACAGGAUAUAAAAUGGCAGCUCCUGUUUGACAGAAGUUCCUAGUUGCAUUGCGAGAGAAAUGACAGAGAAGAGAUGGUACAACAUAGCUAACAUAUCUAACAUAACGUGCUAGGAUGAUGCCUCAGAAUAUCCCGGUCUCAACAGACAAGCAUCUACCAUGUCCUCACUGCAUCCAAUACUGUGAUGCAAAUUCAGAAAUAUGUGUUACUCUGUAACUUUAUUAACAAAGAAACAUUGUU